AUGAAUUACGUAAAACCAUUGGUUACAACAGUUCUGGCGCUGAGCCUGGCUACUGCAGGCGCCGCUCAAGCGGAUACUUUGUUCGGCGUUUAUGCCGGCGCAGGCACCUGGCAGCAGAGUUAUAGCGGCGAUGUCCGUUCAGGUGUUUCAGACGUGGACAUCGAGGAUGAUCUGGGUCUCGACGACGACGACAGCGUUGUCCUGUACGCUGCUUUGGAGCACGGCGUACCAUUGUUGCCUAACGUCCGGGCGCAGUAUUACACGCUGGAUGUAGACGCGGACAGCGUGUUGUCGCGAACCAUUGAGUUCAAUGGCGAAGUCUUCGGCUUGUCUGAGAGUGUCAGUACGUUGAUUGAUUUAACCCAGACCGAUGCGGUGCUGUAUUACGAACUGCUUGAUAACGUUGUGUCGUUAGAUUUGGGUCUGGCGAUUAGUCUGGUGGAAGGAUCCAUCGAGGUGGCGAGCCUAUCCGAGCGAGCAAGUGCCGAUUUUGAUGAGGUUGUACCCAUGCUUUACGCCGCGGUUCGGGCCGACCUGCCGUUUACCGGCGUUUGGGUAGGUGCGCAGGCUCAAGGCAUCAGCUAUGACGACAAUACGCUGAUCGGCUUCGACGCAAAAAUAGCUUAUGAGUCCAGCGUAGGUCUUGGUGUCGAAGUUGGCUAUCGGGCCGUUCAGGUCGAGUUAGAUGCAUUCGACGAAGUUGACCUGGCGGAGAUCGAUGUAAAUGGGCCAUAUGCAGUUAUUGAUCAACUGCGCUCCCUUCUCCCUGAUGAAGGGCUCAUUACCGAUGCGGCCGGAAUGAAACCCUACGAGUGUGACGGUCUCACAGCUAUUCGAGAAGAACCCUGGGUGGUUGCGUUGCCUGAAACGGAAGCCCAGGUGCAGAAGAUUCUGCAGAUAUGCCACGCACACAGUGUGCCGGUUGUGCCACGUGGUGCAGGUACCGGUUUGUCCGGUGGUGCUCGACCGAUGACAACCGGUGUUGUGCUGGGUUUGUCAAAGAUGAACAGGAUUCUCGAUAUAGACCCGCACAACUGUAUUGCCCGCCUGCAGCCUGGGGUGCGAAAUCUGGCCAUAAGCCAGGCGGCGGAAGUGCAUGGUUUGUAUUACGCGCCAGACCCUUCCUCACAAAUUGCCUGCAGUAUCGGUGGGAACGUAGCCGAGAAUUCUGGCGGCGUGCAUUGUUUGAAAUAUGGUCUGACAGUGCACAAUCUGCGCGGCGUCAGAGUGGUGACCAUGACGGGUGAAGUGCUCGAGCUGGGUGGUCCACUGCUGGAUAACCCUGGGUUAGAUCUGUUAGCGGUGAUGUGCGGGUCUGAAGGUAUGCUGGGUAUUGUCACCGAAGUUACCGUCGCUCUGUUGCCUAAGCCGCCAGCGGUGGUGGUGAUGCUCGCCGCGUUUGACGCUGUGAAUAAAGCUGGCCAGGCGGUUGCUGACAUUAUCUCUAAUGGCAUCAUUCCCGCAGGCAUGGAAAUGAUGGAUCAACUCGCGGUCCGGGCGGCAGAACAAUUUGCGCAGGCCGGCUACCCGCAAGAUGCGGCUGCGAUUCUGAUCAUCGAGUUGGAUGGUGCAGGCGUAGAGAUCGACAGCCUUGCGGGCAUGGUGUCGCGCAUUGUGGAAAAUGCCGGCGCAACGAGUGUGGAUAUUGCGACGGACCCUGCGGCCCAGGCGCGAUUGUGGAAAGGGCGGAAAUCGGCGUUUCCUGCGGUGGGUCGUCUUGCCCCGGAUUACUACUGUAUGGAUGGCACCAUUCCGCGUCACCGCCUGUCCGAAGUGCUGGACAAAAUUAACCAGCUUUCGUCACAGUACAAUUUGCCGGUAGCCAAUGUUUUUCAUGCGGGAGAUGGGAACCUCCACCCGUUGAUACUUUUUGAUUCCAAUGUACCGGGGCAGCUUGCCGCAACUGAAGAGAUGGGUGGGAAAAUCCUUGAGUUAUGCGUCGCCGUGGGUGGCACGGUGACCGGCGAACAUGGGGUUGGUGUCGAGAAGCUCAAUCAGAUGUGCGUUCAGUUCAACAGCAUGGAAAUAGAACAGUUUCUGCGCCUGAAAUUUGCAUGGGACCCGGAUAACCUUCUGAAUCCAGACAAAGGCAUACCUACGCUCACUCGCUGUGGCGAGCUGGGGGGGAUGCAUGUACGGCAUGGUGAACUGCCGUUUCCCGAGCUUGAACGUUUUUGA
This is a messenger RNA of Symbiodinium pilosum, 2178 nucleotides long. Lineage: Eukaryota; Dinophyceae; Suessiales; Symbiodiniaceae. The record is from the annotation of a GenBank genome assembly.